Acaromyces ingoldii is the source of this 1511-nucleotide messenger RNA. RefSeq lists its product as hypothetical. NCBI's taxonomy places the organism in Eukaryota, Fungi, Basidiomycota, Exobasidiomycetes, Exobasidiales, Cryptobasidiaceae. The record is from RefSeq and is a predicted model, not a curated record. Bases 159 to 1268 code for a protein of 369 amino acids. The transcript is spliced from 2 exons.
UCCUCUGCCGUCGCGCAACUCGUCGUCGACAAGGAAAGGUCAAGACCACGCUCUCUUCUUUUGUUCUCAUUUUCUUUUAGGCAGUAAUCUUUUCCUCUCUCUCUCCUCUCUCUCUCUCGAUUUGCAAACGUUGCCAGCCAACGCGCCACCUGACCAGCAUGCACUUCUCAGCGACUACGCUCGUGGCCGCCGUCGCCUCGCUCGGCGCGGUGGUCACCGCCCAGGACAAGUUCACCUACGGCACUCCCAACGCUAACCUGGCCGGUGUCGUUGGUGCCAACAAGAAUGGCCCCACGAACCCCGAUACUCCCAAGCUGGGCACGGCCAUCAACCAGACGUCGAUGGCCCGCCUUGUCUCGGUUAACUCGAUUGACGACUGGUGCACCUUUGGCCCACCCACGGAGAAUGCCACGAUUGCUGACUCAGAGGCAAUCACUGUUGCGUACUGCACCAAGGCUCGCAACAACGCCCGUGUUAUUCCCGACGGAACCAUCACGGGUGCUCACUUUGUCAAGACGCCCCUCUACGUCCAGGUCAUGGCCCUCGGUGACUUUACCAAGAUCGGCUUUGCGCCCGGCGACAUGGGCGGUGAGCUUGACCCUCACGGUGCCACAAACAUGGGCAACCCCAUCGGCGGCAACGUCACGUCCAACGUUUCCGGCAAGGAUGUCUUCUACGAGGAGUGGAUGAACUUUGUUGCCGCCAACGAAAUCUGCAUCCGUGUCUGCAUUGCUGCCACGAGCCAGGUCAGCACCGCCGAGGAGUGCCUGCACACGCUCGACGAGAUGGGAUGCAACUUCGUCAUGCCCGGUAACUACGCCGACAAUGUCUUUGACACGUGCGACGGUGACGCCGCCUACCCUCCCGGCGACUUUGUCCUGCCUGGCGGCGGCACGUCGACGUUCGUCCAGUACUUCUCCUCGGUCUACACCAACACCGCCAACGGUGAUGUCCAGACCUUCGUCAACGGCUCCCCCGACGAAGUCACGCCCACGGCUGCUUACUCGACGCCUGCCACGUCCAACUGCCAGACUACGUCGACGAUCUCCAACGGCAUUGCCUCGCUGGUGUCCGGCAGCUCGAGCAGCUCGAGCAGCCUGUCGAAGACCAAGUCGAGUGGCUCGUCGGCGAGCACGGGCUCGAACGGUAGCAGCAGCAGCAGCAGCAGCUCCUCGUCGUCGAGCGGGGGUAGCAGCGGCGCCAGCGCCCUCACGGUUUCGGUCUUCACCCUCGUCGGUGGUCUCUUCGCUGGCGCGUUCCUCUUCUAAGCUCUCCCUUGCGCCGCCGGCUCGACUCUGAGAAGAAGAAGAAGAAGACAAAAGAAAAGAAACCCCAGCAUCCCCCUCAUUACCCGACACACGCACACUGGCUCACAACAUGCUUCCUUCCGAUCAUCGACCGUUCAUCAAGUCUCUCACUGCAUUCCCCCUCUUUUAAUUUCUUAUUCAUAGACCUCAUUCGCGAUGGACGUUUUCUUCCACUCUACAAUUGUUGUGGCCUUGCCAUUUGCC